AUGUAUUUUUUUCUCUACCUUAUUGUGCUUGCUAUGAUUUUUCAACGUGGUUUUAGCGUUCAUCCUGGCGAUCCUUUUCCAGUGGAUCGCAUCAAAUCAAGACUUCUUACAUCUGAAGAUUUAAUCAAUGCUAAUGAAAUUGAAAGUCCAAAUGACCGUGGAUUUGGACCAAUAUCAGAUUCAUUGACUGAUCCAUUCGAUUCUGCAAAUGACAUAGACGAGUUCAUGGACUAUGCUGUCUCAACAUCUACAAAAACUACACAAACAGCGCAGUUUCAUAAGAAUGAUUUUGGACGAAGACUUUCUACUGGAAAGUCACCGUUGUUAACAACAAAAAGUAUUACAACAAUAACAACAACUACUACUACUACAACUACUACUACCGUAACUACUACUACAUCUCAACCCUAUGAUAAUAUGAUCGAUAAAAGCACAACAUUAUUACGGGAAACAUCAACAGCAUUACCUGUAAAAUCAUUCAGUCAAAAGGAAAUUGGUCGAUGGAGAUACAUAGAUCCAAAAACAAAAGAAGCUCGUUACUGGUAUCAACUUGAAGGUGGUCGUAUGGGUGCUGGAUGGAAAUUCGAUAGAUUUAUAUUUCAAGCUUAUAACAAUUCAGCAACUGAUACUGAACCGGUCUAUGCAUUUCAUUCCGAAAUUCGAGCUGCUUGGACCAACACAAUACAAAUGGAUCCAAGACCACCGAUUAUUGGAGAUGAUCAAUGGGUGUCAGACGGUCUUCUAUUUUAUGCUUAUAAAACACCAAUGAAUUCAACUGAACUUCAACCUGUCUCACGAUAUUGGAAUAAACUGAAAUCAGGCGCCACGGAUGCGACUGAAACACGUGUGACAUAUCUGACAAUUAAAACACAAGAUGAAGAUAUUGACAGCCGAUUAGAAUGGUCAUUUGAUAAAGUACUUUUUUAUGUAUUACCCAUUGGAUAUUGA
Molecule: messenger RNA, 948 nt
Organism: Rotaria socialis
Lineage: Eukaryota; Metazoa; Rotifera; Eurotatoria; Philodinida; Philodinidae
Source: the annotation of a GenBank genome assembly